AUGGCUUCAAUCUCAAGAGCAUGCCGGAUUCGUAACCCGGCCCUGUUCAUCUGCGACAUCCAAGAGAAAUUCCGCCCUGGCAUCUACGAAUUCCCCAAACUCGUAAACACAACAACCAAACUUCUCAAAGCCGCCACAACCCUUCAAACCCCUACCUACAUAACCACCCAAAAUCGCGCCCGCCUCGGCGACACAAUCACCGACCUCCAACCGCACCUCACGGGCCCGCAUAUCCGCGCCAACGUCGACAAAACGCUUUUCUCAAUGGUAACGCCCGAGAUCAUUCCCCUCCUUCCCAACGCUGGGAAAGGGGAGACGCCGCUCGAUGCGAUUAUCGUGGGGAUUGAGACGCAUGUGUGUGUUACGCAGACGGCGCUUGAUUUGCUGGAGCGCGGGCAUCGGGUUUAUGUUGUUGUUGAUGGGGUUAGUAGUAUGAAUGUUGAGGAGAGGGGGGUUGCGUUGGCGAGGUUGAGGGAUGCAGGGGUUGUGGUUACGACGAGUGAGGGGGUUAUUUUUGAGAUGUUGGGGGAUGCGAGUCGGGGGGAGUUUAAGGCGAUUAGUGGGUUGGUUAAGGAGUCCAAGGAGGAAACCAAGGGGGCGUUGGGGGCUUUGGCGAAGAUGUGA
Messenger RNA from Aspergillus glaucus CBS 516.65, 624 nucleotides. Its product is annotated as putative isochorismatase family hydrolase. NCBI's taxonomy places the organism in Eukaryota, Fungi, Ascomycota, Eurotiomycetes, Eurotiales, Aspergillaceae. The record is from RefSeq and is a predicted model, not a curated record. The transcript has 4 exons. Bases 1 to 624 code for a protein of 207 amino acids.